Messenger RNA from Pistacia vera, 863 nucleotides. RefSeq names its product serine/threonine-protein kinase BRI1-like 2. Gene Ontology annotation, molecular function: protein binding. Bases 84 to 863 code for a protein of 259 amino acids. NCBI's taxonomy places the organism in Eukaryota, Viridiplantae, Streptophyta, Magnoliopsida, Sapindales, Anacardiaceae. The record is from RefSeq and is a predicted model, not a curated record. The transcript has 2 exons.
UCCUUCUUCUGUCUCUUCUUCCCCAGCCCGCCACAAAAACUUAACUAACUUCUUCACAUUAUCAUUUACACCCCCAAGCUCAAAUGAACCUCCCUCUUCAUGGCUGUUCCUCCUAUUUACUCCUUUCUUUCUUGUUUUUACUAUACCCUUUGGCCUUCUCUCAACCUUCUCCAGACCAAAACGCCACCAUGAUCAAACUUUCUCAGCUUUUCAACAGUUCAGCCGCAGGAUGGGAUGUUACAAAGCAGCCGAACCCUUGUUCGUGGAAGGGAGUUAACUGCAGAGGUGGUUCCUUGAUAACUGGGCUUUCUUUAUCUGGGUUUGGUCUCUCUGACUCUGACUUUUUGUCUGUUGUUUGCAAUAUUAGUUCUUUGCAAUCGCUUGAUGUUUCUGAAAACCAGUUUAGCUCAAUUCCCCAUGAUUUCAUUACAAAUUGUGGAAGGAUUGGUGGGCUGAAGUCGUUGAAUUUUAGCAAGAACUGGUUGCAUGAUUCUUUUGUUGGUUUUGAUGGUUUUGUUGGAUUAGAAUUCUUGGAUUUGUCUUAUAAUAGAUUGAGUGGAAACAUUAGUUUACUGUUUGAUGAAUUAGUUAAUCUCAAAAUUUUGAAUGUUAGUCGCAAUAAUUUUGAAGGGGUUAUUCCUAGCAAUCUUGGGAAAUCUAAGGCUUUAGAGCAACUUGUGCUUUCUGUGAACCAUUUCAGUGGUGAAAUACCUGAAGAAAUUGCAGAUUCUUUGUUAAUGUUCUAUAGUUUGGAGAUUAUAACACUUUAUUUUGAUGGCUGGAUUGAUAGAGGAGUGCAUGGUUGUGAAAGUCUGAGUUCGAGUUGUAGUGUUGUACCAAGAGUGGCCAAUUACCAUACCUAA